Molecule: messenger RNA, 1501 nt
Organism: Tripterygium wilfordii
Lineage: Eukaryota; Viridiplantae; Streptophyta; Magnoliopsida; Celastrales; Celastraceae
Product: probable protein phosphatase 2C 63
Exons: 4
Coding region: 149-1294 (381 amino acids)
Biological process (GO): protein dephosphorylation
Molecular function (GO): cation binding; protein serine/threonine phosphatase activity
Source: RefSeq, a predicted model, not a curated record
CACACAUCUCUCUUACCGUUUACUUUGAAUAAUUCCUUAAACACACAGAAUUUUUUCUUUCACUUUCCUUCGCAUCCCCACUCUCCCCCUUUUUUCUUCGCACUCGUGAAACCGAUUCUGCAGAGUGCAGGUAAUCAAAGAGGAGGAGAUGGGGGGGAUGUGUACGAGGCCGUUGGAGAGGUGUUUUGGUUAUGAAGGGGGUGGCAACGAUGGGCUUCUGUGGCACACGGAUUUGAAGCCUCACGCUUCAGGUGAGUAUUCGAUUGCGGUGGUGCAAGCAAAUUCUUUACUGGAAGAUCAAGGGCAGGUGUUCACGUCUCCCUCCGCGACGUUUGUUGGCGUCUACGAUGGCCACGGCGGUCCUGAGGCUUCUCGCUUCAUCACCCACCACCUUUUCCCUCUUCUCCACAAAUUCGCAUCCGAGCAGGGUGGACUAUCAGCAGAUGUAAUCAAGAAGGCCUUUGAUGCGACGGAGGAGAAGUUUUUACAGUUGGUGAAGCAGUUGUGGAUGGCCCGGCCACAGAUGGCUUCAGUAGGUUCUUGUUGUCUGGUUGGUGCAAUUUCUGGUGAUGUUCUUUACGUGGGGAAUCUUGGGGACUCGAGGGUAGUUCUUGGCCGAAAAGACCCCACGUCCAAGGUAAAAAAGUCGGUGGUGGCUGAGAGGUUAUCUACUGAUCAUAAUGUUGGUGUUGAGGAAGUGCGGAAGGAGGUGGAGGCACUUCACCCUGAUGAUUCCCACAUUGUGAUGUACUGUCGGGGAGUUUGGCGAAUUAAGGGCAUAAUUCAGGUUUCAAGAUCAAUUGGCGAUGUCUACCUAAAGAAACCCGAGUUUGAUAGAGAUCCUCUUUUUCAGCAACAUGUAUCUCAUGUUCCUUUGAAAAGGCCGGUGAUGACAGCGGAACCCUCAAUAUUGACACGGAAGUUAGUUCCGGAGGACUUGUUCUUGAUAUUUGCAUCUGAUGGUCUCUGGGAGCAAUUAAGUGAUGAAACUGCUGUUGAAAUCGUUUUCAAAAGCCCAAGAGCUGGAAUAGCAAAGCGAUUGGUGAAAGCUGCUUUGCACGAGGCUGCAAGAAAAAGAGAGAUGAGAUACGAGGACAUAAAAAGAAUCGAGAAAGGGGUAAGGCGCCAUUUCCAUGAUGAUAUUACUGUUAUCGUGAUCUACCUAGACCAUACGCCUGGAUCUUCAAAUCGUAGACUGAAGGAUCAAUGCCUGGUCGACAUCACAAGCACUCCUGUUGAUAUUUUCUCGUAUAACGCAGAUGAAUUAGGUGAUUCAUUGAACACCAUUAAGUGAGAAAACUAUUAGACAAGUUCAAAGUGGUAUGUUCUACAUAUUUAGAUAAGAAGUUGAGUUAUGAAUAGAUGCGCUGAUACAGAUGUGCAUAUUAGAUUUUUUUACAAAGAAGGUUGGGGAUUGAAUGGUUGACGAACAGUGGUUGUACAUAAUCUGUAAAUGAGGACUCCAGAUUGCCGUAAGGAAGUUGCUGCUGAUUUUGCUUCA